AUGAACGUCAUGCUAGCGAUGGGUACCUGUGCACUCUCCAUUAUACCCACCAUUGCAAACUUAGUUCAGAACAUCAAGUGGAUCAAAGCUAUAAACCUCCCUCCGCCAUUCAACUGUGUUGCCAAUGAUACCACGCCGCCGGGAAUCACGAUCAUCGUCCUGGCAGCGCUGAAUACUCUGGACCUGAUUCUCUCAGUCCUUGAUCUUAUCCAGAAUGGCAUUGGCGGAAAUCAAAGCCUAGCCGGAAAUGUUGCAGACGUAAUAUCGCCCAUUCUAUUUUCUCGCUUCAUCCUGAACCUCCAUCAAGUGAACCGCGAAGUCGCUCAUGAGCAGGAUGAUACCUUGUCAGCUGAUAUCCAGUUCGCCAUACAGAGUUGGUCUAGCCACUCGCUUCCCCCUUCACUCGCGUCAUUCGCCCAACCUGUGCAUGUUGGAUCUGAGGGGGAAGACAAGGACGAGGACACGAAGGAGAUUCCUGAGUCUAAUUUCAGCGUUGUCGAAGGUACUGAUGUUGUACCAUGCGUGGAGACUGGGGGGGCUGGCGCCGCGUUCCACGACUUCCAGGGUUAA
This is a messenger RNA of Dichomitus squalens LYAD-421 SS1, 570 nucleotides long. RefSeq lists its product as uncharacterized. The transcript has 5 exons. Bases 1 to 570 code for a protein of 189 amino acids. NCBI's taxonomy places the organism in Eukaryota, Fungi, Basidiomycota, Agaricomycetes, Polyporales, Polyporaceae. The record is from RefSeq and is a predicted model, not a curated record.